UCCGCAGGCUGAACUUCAUCUCUUCAUCGUAACACUGAACUCCUACAUCGCUCACGCGUUGUACAGAACCCAACAUACUAGGCAAAUGGUAAGGCCAAGAGAAGGACAGACUUCUUCAUCCAGCCGAUCGUCUCCCACUGACUGUGCGGGCAGGUUCGACCCCCGUUGCCUGGAGACGGUAAACAAAUCCCGAAAGCGCAGCCUUGAAUCACCGACCAUGGCGCAUCAACGGAAGGAAAUCAUGCCCAACUCCUGUCCCCAGGGCCGCUGGACCUGGAACGACCAAACCAAGACCCUGCACUUCUUAAGUUUUGACGCGUCGGACGAGAUCAAGGGGAAAAAGAAGAAGGCCGAGCCCACGCAUUUGCAAGAACGUCCUUCCAGGCGACAGGAAAGGGUCUACAGAAGAGGUCGACCGCAGGACCAGAGCAAGAUCGCACAAGGCCCGCUGAGGGCCAGUACGGCCUCCCCGAAAGAGGCGAAGACGGACAGCGUUACUAUCGAGGAUGUUAAACACGUGGCACUCACGUUGCUACAAGAGAGCGAGUCCCAGUCCAUCCCUCAGGGCUUCUUCUCCCUGCUGAGGUGCCAGGAGCUGGAUGACUUCCUAGCUGCCCUGCUGCUGUACCUUUCCUGCUGCUUUGAGAAGAAGGUGCUGGAGAUGAAACCCAAGCCUCUCUUGGCCGAGCAAAUUGAAGCAGAUUUGCUGGCCAUGGUGGAGGCAGGUGCCAAAGUGGAGCUGGCGAAGAAGCAGAUGGCCUUCCACUACUCGAACCUGCUGCUGGGCCUCGGACUGCCCCAGCAUCACCACAUGGCCUGUGGGAGGAGCAGAGCAUCAUCGACACACAAAGACAGGCAGCUAUUUGAAUGCCUCUACAGCUUCGCCUGCCUCGUGGCCUGGGUGACCUUUGGCAGGAAGGAGCUUGAGAGCAUCCAGGAGGAAGUGGGGAGGCUGCUACGUUCUGACACCUUCAACACUGUCUCAAGGGCCAGGGGGACAAACGGACAGGGUUCCUCUAUCGCCAGCAGCCUCCAGAAACAAGGAGAGACGGAGGUGCAAGAGCAGACCGCCCCGGUCCCAGGUCGAAGGAGGCUCAGACAGAGACCUGCCCUGAGCCGCAUGGUGAAGCAGCGCUCCCCGCUCAUGGUGACCCUCCUGCCCUUGCCCCGGGAGGCUGCCCCUCAUCUCUUUGUUGGAAGCCACCCCCAGAGAGGACCCCCGGCUUUGCCCUGUGACCCAGACGCUCUGAUGGAGCAGCUCUCCUCGCAGCUCAACUCCUUCUGCUUUGGCAUCCUGGGGAAGCCACGGAGUCAGUUCAGCAGCACCACUCUCAAGCCCCAGAGGAUGGAAAGCGGCGAGGAAGAAGAGGAGGAGGAGGAGCCGGAGGAGGAGGAAGCGAGGGCGGAGGAGGAGUUGGAGGAGGGGGGGAAACUGGCGGAGGAGGUGGAGCAGCAGGAGGAAGAGAAAGGUGAUGAAGAGGAGAAGGACGGGGAGGACGAAGCUGGGGAACGUGUGACAGACACCGUGUCCUCCAUUGUGGCUCAACAUCCGGAUGAACACAGCCAGAUGAACGUGGGGAUCCCUGCUGGGGAGCUUCACUCGGACAGAGAGUGA
Molecule: messenger RNA, 1615 nt
Organism: Scleropages formosus (Asian bonytongue)
Lineage: Eukaryota; Metazoa; Chordata; Actinopteri; Osteoglossiformes; Osteoglossidae
Gene: ppp1r36
Product: protein phosphatase 1 regulatory subunit 36
Exons: 11
Coding region: 86-1615 (509 amino acids)
Biological process (GO): negative regulation of phosphatase activity
Molecular function (GO): phosphatase binding
Source: RefSeq, a predicted model, not a curated record